Messenger RNA from Tilletiaria anomala UBC 951, 3693 nucleotides. RefSeq lists its product as uncharacterized. The transcript has 5 exons. The coding region runs from base 1 to 3693 and encodes 1230 amino acids. The record is from RefSeq and is a predicted model, not a curated record. NCBI's taxonomy places the organism in Eukaryota, Fungi, Basidiomycota, Exobasidiomycetes, Georgefischeriales, Tilletiariaceae. Gene Ontology annotation, biological process: mRNA processing; nuclear-transcribed mRNA poly(A) tail shortening. Gene Ontology annotation, cellular component: PAN complex; P-body. Gene Ontology annotation, molecular function: nucleic acid binding; poly(A)-specific ribonuclease activity; protein binding.
AUGACGGACUGGGCCGAGUGCAACCACGUACUGGCGAACAACAGCCCGCCAGGCGUGCUCGGCAGUGUGACGGCGCUGGCAUUCGACCGCUACUCGGAGCUGCUCUGGGUUGGCAGCGCCAGCGGCCAGCUCUCCGCGCACUACAGCGCUGACCUGCAACGUUAUACCAGCUUUGCCGCGCACGGCACUCUGGCCACGCCCUCGCCGCUCAAGGCGCUUCUCCUCGACGAGCGCCUCGUGUACAGCACCGGAGAGUCGGGCCUGCACGCCGCGUCGCGCAGGGGCUUGACGAGAUGGAGUGCGCCGGCAAAGUCCCAUGCGCCGACGCUGACGCUAUCGGGGAUGACCGCCUCGCCGCUCGCCGCCUCCUCGGACCUGAUCGCCGGUGGACUGUCGCAGCAGCUCUCCCACACCGGCACCCCGGGCCCGGACGACGUGCUGCUCGUCGUAAACAAGAACUCGGGGAGCGUCGUGCGCACUGUCGCGUCCGACGCGCCCAUUCUGCACCUCCGCAAGUCGUCCCGCCUGGUCUGCGCUGGCACUAGUGGCGGCCACAUCCAGCUCCGCGAUCCGCGCUCACUCGCCAUUGAGCACAGACUACACGCCCACCCCGGUGGGCUCAUCGACAUCGCUGCCGAGGGCAACCUCAUCUACAGCAUUGGUUGGACAGUCCGCCUAGGACACCCCGUCGCAGAGCCGCUGGUCAAGGUGCACGAUCUGCGAACGAUGCGCGCGCUCGUCCCGAUCCCGUUCGCGGCGUCAGGCGGCCCGGCAAUGUUGACAGUACAUCCCAAGCUCGCAUCCACCGUCAUCGUCGCUGCACCGCAAGGCCAGUUCCAGAUCGUCGACACGGGCAACCCAGGGGAGGGCAUGUUCUACCAGAUGAAUACACGAUCCUACGCAACGUGCAUGGACAUGUCACCUUCAGGCGACUUUUUGGCCUUUGGCGAGGGCGACGGCUCGGUGCGGCUGUGGUCCAGCAGCCCGGAUCCAUCGCCGCUGCGUUUCAACAUGUACGACUCGGACCCGCCUGAGGCCGCCGACGCGCCUGAGGCCGCCGAGCCGGUCAACUGGACGCCCGCAAUGCCGCUUUCGAGCAUCGGCCUGCCGUACUACAAGGAGCCCCUGCUGUCGUACCUCAACUACGACAAUUACGGUCUCGACUCGUCCGCCCUCCUCCGCCCUACGCCCAAGCUGGACAGCGCCGUGCUCGCGACGAUGCGCGUCGUUGAUGGACUUGGAUAUGCGCCGCUGCCCAAGCAGCUGCGCGGCCAGCGCAACCUCGUCAAGACCCCCGCGCGUGGCAAGGACCGGCGCCGCAUCGGCGCCCCGCUCUUCCGUUCCGAGCAGGAGCGAGAGGCGGCGCGUCGCGCCGCUGCCGGCAUCGUGGACUCUCCCGCUGUUACCGCAGGAGCAGAUGCUCCGUCAAGCCCGUCCGCAACGACAUUGACGGGCGAGGGCGUGAGUUCAAUGCCGUCGUACUACCGCUUGCAGACGAUCCAGUACAGCAAGUUCGGGAUCGAGGACUUUGACUUUGGAUUCUACAACAAGACGCCCUUCUCGGGUCUCGAGACGCACAUCCAAAACUCUUACGCUAACGCUUACCUGCAGGCAUUACACUACCUCGCCCCACUGCGGACGCUCGCCCAGUCGCACAUCACGCAAGAGUGCGAGCGCGAGCACUGCCUGCUUUGCGAGGCCGGCUUCCUCUUUAGGAUGCUGACGGAUGCCAAGGGGGCCAACUGCCAAGCGACCAACUUCCUGCGUGCCUUCGGCAAUAUCCCCCGGAGUGCCUCGCUCGGCCUCUUGGACAAGGAUGAGUCGCCCGGCUCCGACCAGGCGUACGCGAACCUCGUCCAGAGCCUGAACCGCUUCGUGCUCGAUAGCUUCGUCUCGGAAGCAGUGUGGGGAAGCACGAGCGAUGGCAGGCAGAAUCUUGUCAGACGCGCCAUCGGUAUCGACGCCGUCACCAAGACGUCCUGUGGUUCUUGCGGCGUCGCUUCCGAGCGCGAGAGUAAGUCGCACGUCGUCGACCUCAUCUACCCACGCAAGGCCCUCUCCAAUGAGACGGCCCUGCCGAGCGAUUUCGCAUCUGUUCUCAAGGAGUCACUGACGCGGCCGACAACGUCAAAGACUAUGUGCCGCUCGUGUAAAGCCACGAACGUCAUCCUCAAGAGCCGCCGUGUCUUUCUCGACGAGAGCAAGUUGCCCGUAGUGCUCAGCAUCAACGCUGCUGUCCACACCGAAGACCAGCUGCAGCAUUGGCUCUCGCCUUCGCGUCGAAAAGGCGGCGAACAGCGGCCGUACCUGCCUGCUCAAGUCGAGUUUGGCCUGCACGGAGACGACCUCACCGUGCGCGGCAUCUGGGAUGAGUCGGAAGCUGCCGCCGCGGGGAGCAUCCGCUACGUUUUGCGCAGCCUAAUCGUCCAAAUACAGGACGACAAGGAUGCGCCGCACUUGGUCGCACUCGAAAGAGUUCCUGACUCGGAGCGUGAACAGGCUGAGGGCAAGGGGCCAUGGUAUUUGUUCAACGAUUUUCUUGUGCGCAAUAUCAGUGACAUGGAGGCGCGAUCCUUCAACGGCCCAUGGAAAGUGCCGGCUGUGCUCUUUUUUGAACGCGCCGACGCAGCCACUGCGCUCGAUUUGAGCUCCCUCCCUCUCCGCAUUCCUCCCUCCAUCCUCUGCCAAGACAUCAACAUUUCCAAGCACCGAGACCCAGCGCGUUCCCGCCACAAAGUCUUGUCGGCGACCGAGACGCUGAGCGCAGGCACGAUGAUUGCGAUUGACUCGGAGUUCGUCGCUCUCAGCCAAGAGGAGACCGAGGUGCGAUCGGACGGCACGCGCUCACUGAUCCGACCGACGCGAUCGAGCCUGGCUCGCGUGUCUGUCGUCCGCGGGCAAGGGGAAAAAGCGGACGUGCCGUUCAUUGAUGACCACAUCUACACGCGAGAGCAAGUGGUCGAUUAUCUCACGCAGUUCUCCGGCAUUGUCCAUGGCGAUCUCGAUCCAGAGACGUCGCGCCACACUCUAGUCCCGCUCAAGACGGCCUACAAAAAGCUGCGCCUCCUCGUCGACCUUGGCUGCGUUUUCAUCGGGCACGGCCUCAGCAAGGACUUUCGGAUCAUCAACAUUCACGUCCCCGCAUCGCAGGUCGUAGAUACAGUCGACCUGUUCCACUCCGCAAGCCAUCCGCGCAAGCUCUCGCUCAAGUUCCUUAGCUGGUUCCUACUCAAGCGCGACAUUCAGUCUGGCACCAGCGAAGAAGGGCACGACUCGAUCGAGGAUGCGAGCGCCGCUCUGCAGCUGUACGAGCUCUACGAGAAUUUCAAGAGGGAUAAUCGAUUGGACGACGUUAUGGAGGACUUGUACGAGGAAGGACGACGCAUGGUGAGCAUUGCUGUCAUAGCGGGCACCUUGCAGCGUUCAGGGCAGGCUGACGUCUUCACUGUUGCACUGAUGACAGAAUUGGAAGCCGCCCCAAGCCCAAAAAGCCUUGCCGGCUGUAGACCCGUCUAUAGACGUUAUAGACGGGCAGGUCGCGCUAGUCACAGGCGAGUCGGGACAGGUACUUCAUUGGCGCCAGCGCGUCACCUAAGCGGAGCCAACUGCUGCUUGUAUUACUUGCAAAUCAAAUGCUUGAAUGCUAGAGAGGGCGACAUGCGGGAUAGAGCUGUAAGACCGAAGCAUCCGUAA